UGUGAUUUACGUUAAUUUCAUUUCUGAACCCUAGAUUUGGUUUUUUGGGGUUAAUUUCUGCUUUCUUCUGGGAACGUGGGAGAAAGGAUAAGAAAAUUAUAAAUCUCGAUCCUUGUUGUUUGAUUGCCCAAGAAAAUUGAAGUAUUCAGUCAACUGAGCUGAACUAAACCAGGCCAUGUUGCAUCAUUUUUUGGGGGAAGUGUUUCAGAGGAAAAAUGCAACUUUGGUUACAAAUUUUGUAAUUGUUACGGUUUUUGCGUUCGUUUAUACACGCAGAAAGGAACUUUCAAAUAGUUUGUUUGAUCUUAUAUAGUUAUGGAGUCUCUUUGGAAACUUUUACAUCUGCUGGAGCCUGCUCCUGUUACACUCAUUUUGACAGCAGUAGCGGUGACAUUUGGAUCUGCAUUUAGGGCUCUAAAUUAUGGGAAAGAAAUGGAGCGAAACCGUGAUUUGUCAGAAGCAUCCAUUAUGUUAGACAAGUCCCAAGCAUUAAUGAUCCCUGUAAUGAGCUCCUGCAGUUUGCUUUUGAUGUUCUACCUGUUUUCUUCAGUCUCACAACUUCUCACUGCCUUAACGGCUGUUGCAUCUGUUUCUUCCCUAUUCUUUUGCCUAUCUCCCUAUAUUGCCUAUGUGAGGUCACAAUUUGGUUUGGCUGACCCAUUUGUGUCGCGGUGCUGUUCGAGGUCUCUCACACGAAUCCAAUGGUUAUUAUUGUUGGCAUGCACUUCUAUAGUUGCUGCUUGGCUAGUUUCUGGUCAUUGGGUAUUGAACAAUUUGUUGGGUAUCGCUAUCUGUGUAGCAUUUGUGAGCCAUGUGCGCCUUCCAAAUAUCAAAAUAUGUGCAAUGCUCCUUGUAUGUCUGUUUGUGUAUGACAUAUUCUGGGUUUUUUUCUCUGAGAGAUUUUUUGGGGCUAAUGUCAUGGUAUCGGUAGCAACCCAACAGGCAUCAAAUCCUAUGCACACAGUGGCUAAUAGUCUGAGUCUUCCUGGGUUGCAGCUGAUAACAAAAAAGCUGGAGUUGCCUGUGAAAAUUGUAUUUCCCAGGAAUUUGUUUGGAGGCGUGAUUCCUGGAGCAAAGGUUUCAGACUUCAUGAUGCUUGGUCUCGGUGAUAUGGCUAUGCCUGCAAUGCUUCUGGCAUUGGUCCUGUGUUUUGAUCAUCGGAAGAGCAGAGAUACAAUUAGUCUCUUUGAUUUACAUUCAUCGAAGGGACACAAAUAUAUAUGGUAUGCCCUUCCAGGAUAUGCUAUUGGACUUGUAACUGCUUUAGCUGCUGGAGUUCUGACUCGCUCUCCUCAACCAGCCCUUCUUUAUCUGGUGCCUUCGACAAUGGGACCUGUAAUUGUUAUGUCAUGGAUGAGGAAGGAGUUAAAUGAGUUAUGGGAAGGACCCAUGCAAAACCUCAACGAUAAGGCUCAUCAAAUAGAAGUCUAAGUCAUGUUAGAGAUUGUAAAGCCCAAUUUAAAGUUGUAAAGUUACUUGGAAAAUCUACACUCGGAAACUUGAGUAGGGCAUUAACAAUUCACUGUUUAUUUUGUGGAAUCUUACAUUUUGGCAGCCAUGUUUCUCUUCCGAUCGGCCACAAAUGAAAGAGGAAUGAAAAGUAUGUGAAUGCUUA
Molecule: messenger RNA, 1615 nt
Organism: Pistacia vera
Lineage: Eukaryota; Viridiplantae; Streptophyta; Magnoliopsida; Sapindales; Anacardiaceae
Product: signal peptide peptidase-like 1
Exons: 4
Coding region: 316-1431 (371 amino acids)
Biological process (GO): membrane protein proteolysis
Cellular component (GO): lumenal side of endoplasmic reticulum membrane; cytoplasmic side of endoplasmic reticulum membrane; Golgi-associated vesicle membrane
Molecular function (GO): aspartic endopeptidase activity, intramembrane cleaving
Source: RefSeq, a predicted model, not a curated record